Molecule: messenger RNA, 3741 nt
Organism: Conger conger (European conger)
Lineage: Eukaryota; Metazoa; Chordata; Actinopteri; Anguilliformes; Congridae
Product: protein NLRC3-like
Exons: 9
Coding region: 41-3409 (1122 amino acids)
Molecular function (GO): protein binding
Source: RefSeq, a predicted model, not a curated record
UCACGGAAGGAACAGCAGGUAUAUGACCAAUGUUUAAGAAAUGGAGAAUUCAACUCGGGAGGGCCACAGUAUGCAGGCUCCUACUGAUCUGGGAUCAGCCUCUCUCCCUCCCUCCCUCACAGCUCAGACCAAGGGCAGUACUGUGGACCACAGAAAGCAGCAGCAUUUUGUCACAGCUCAGUCUGGAGGCAAUGCUGUAGCACCAGUGAUAACUCAGUCUUCCAUUCAGGGAGGCGUUACUUACAAUUUUAACAAUUCAUUUAAUAACUUCAACCCAUCUCAGAACACUGGUUUUGAGGAUGGAGGCGAUUGCAGAUUGCGGCUGCAGAAUAUGACUCUGGGACCUGGAGCUUCGGGCAGUGAUGACUUUCCUGGGAGGAAGAGCGGAGCUGGGUGCUCCAGACCUGAUGCCCCCAGAGCUGAGAAGUGCGACAGCCACAGAAGCAUAGGUGAAUCCAUAAUUACAGACUCACAGACACUGAAGUCUGACUUGAAGAAGAAGUUUGCAGUCAUAUUUGAUGAAUUACGAAAGGAGAACCAUCACAUCCCCCUGAAUGAGAUCUUCACAGAGCUCUACAUCACAGAGGGGGGAAGCGGGGCGGUCAAUACUGAACACGAGGUGUGGCAGAUUGAGACAGCAUUCAGAAGACAGGCCUCUCAGGAGACUCCAAUUAUCUGCAAUGACAUCUUUAAGCCCACACCUGGUCAUGGGCGCACUAUCCGAACUGUUCUCACAAAGGGGAUCGCUGGCAUUGGGAAAACUGUCUCUGUGCAGAAGUUCAUUCUGGACUGGGCAGAAGGAAAAGCCAAUCAGGAGAUUGAUUUAAUUUUUCCAAUUCCUAUCCGAGAUCUGUAUCGGAAGAAACAGGGAAAAUUCAGUCUGAUUGAACUUCUUAAGCACUAUUUUCCAAAACUCACUUUUCUCCCAGAUAAGAUUCAAAGUCACAAUCAUGAAGACAAAGUGUUGUUUAUCUUUGAUGGUCUAGAUGAGUGUCGACUUCCACUAGAUUUCCAGAAUAAUGAGAUGUGGUGUGAUGUAACAACGAGAACCUCAGUGGACACUCUCCUGACAAAUCUCAUUGCCGGGGAUCUUCUGGGCUCUGCUCUCCUCUGGAUCACGUCCCGACCAGCAGCAGUCGAUCAGAUCCCACGCAAAUAUCUUGAUCGAGUGACAGAGGUACGAGGGUUCAAUGAUGCACAUAAGCGGGAGUACUUCAGGAAAAGAUUCAGAAAUCAGGACCUAGCUGACAGAAUUAUCACUCACAUAAAGUCAUCCAAGAGCCUGUAUAUCAUGUGUCAUAUACCAGUCAUCUGUUGGAUUUCAGCUGCUGUUCUAGAGACAGUGUUUGGUGGUUCUGGAACUGAAGUAAUCCCCAAAUCUCUGACGGAAAUGUACACACACUUCCUGCUCAUUCAAGAAAAUAUGAACCAAAAAAAGUAUUACAACACCAGCGAGACAAACUCAAAGAACAUGUCAGCAUCAGAUUUAGAAAUCAUCCUGAAAUUGGGGAAGUUGGCUUUUCUACACCUGGAAAGCAGAACUCUCAUCUUCGAAGAAAAGGACCUGACUGAGUGUGAUUUCACUGAAGCAUCAUUGCAUUCUGGCCUGUGCACACAGAUCUUUAAAGAGGAUUCUCAGUUGUACCAGGAGAAGGGCUACUGCUUUGUGCAUCUGAGCAUUCAGGAGUACUUGGCUGCAUUAUUUGUGUUUUAUUCAUUUGUAAACAGAAAGAUAAAUCUACUCAGUCCAGAGGAACAAUAUGCAGAGAAUAAGCAGAAAAUCUCAUUGUCUGAUUUACACAGGACUGCAGUGGAUGAGGCCCUUCGGAGUGUGAAUGGACAUCUGGACCUUUUCCUUCGUUUCCUUCUUGGUCUCUCGCUGGAGUGCACGCAGAAACUUCUCCAGGAUGUUCUGACACACGAAGGAAGCAGCUUACUUGUAGCAAGCAGAAACAGAACAAAAAGAAAGAGCCAUGUAAGGAGCCAGACACCAUCAAGAGAGAAAUCACUUAUGUCAAAGACAAGGAACAUGCCACUAUGCAGUCUAAGAAUCACUUUCCAUGUACCAAAAUUGCUAAGACGGUUGAGAAGCACCUCACAUGUUCGGGACCCAGUGCUCACUGGGACGGGAAGCAGUUCACAGAGUACAGAGAGAGUACAGAAAACUGUUCAAUACAUAAAAGAAAAGAUCAGAAAGAACAAUACAACAGAACGGAUCCUGAAUCUGUUCCACUGUCUGAAUGAACUGAAUGACACCUCUCUAGUGGAGGAAAUCAAGACUUCCCUGAGGUCAGGAAAACUUUCCACUGUAACACUGGACCCAGGACAAUGUUCGGCUGUGGCCUUUGUGCUGCUGAUGUCACAGGAGGUCUUGGAUGUAUUUGAGUUGAAGAAGUACAACACAUCGGAGGCAGGUCGGCUGAGGCUGCUAACUAUAGUCAGAAACUGCAGGAGGGCCAUGCUUUCUGACUGUAAUCUCACAGAAGAGUCCUGCAAAAUUGUGGCCACAGCUCUCCAAUCAGACUCUUUACCCCUGGUAGAGCUGGACCUCAGUAACAAUGACCUGGGAGAUUCAGGACUGAGGCAGCUCUGUGCUGGAUUGAGUCAGAACUGUAAACUACAGAUAUUGAGGCUGCCAGGCUGUCAGGUGACUGAGAGAGGCUGUGCUUCUCUGGCUUCUGCUCUGUGUUCAAACCCCUCACACCUGAGGGAGCUGGAUCUGAGCUACAAUCACCCAGGGGAGUCAGGAGUGAGAGCGCUCUCUGCUGCACUGGAGGACCCCAGCUGUAGACUGGAGAAACUGAAUGUUGACCAUGGAGGAAAGAACAGGCUUAAACCAGGCCUGAAGAAAUACGCCUGUCAGCUCACACUGGACCCCAACACGGCACACAGGGAGCUCUCUCUCUCUGAGGGGAACAAGAAAGUGACUCGAACAGGGAAGAAAGAGGAGCCUUAUCCUGAUCACCCAGAGAGAUUUGACAUCUAUCACCAAGUGCUGUGCAGAGAGGGCCUUACUGGACGCUGUUACUGGGAGAUGGAGUGGAAGGAGGUAGACCAUAACAAGAGGAAGGGAUUGACUGCAGUUGGAGUCACAUAUGAAGGAAUCUGCAGGAAAGGUUGUCACAGCAGUUGUUUUCUUGGUGGCAGUAACAAGUCCUGGAGUCUGGAAGUGGAUAAUUUCAGACACUUUUCCCAGCACAAUAUGAUAUGCAGUCCAGUAUCUGAGUCCUCCUGGGGUUCCCCCAGAGUUGGGGUGUACCUGGACUGGCCAGCCGGCACUCUGUCCUUCUACAGGAUCUCUGACACACUGACCCACCUGCACACUUUCCACACCACCUUCACUGAACCUGUCUAUCCUGGGUUUGGAGUUUCUGUAGGUACCUCAGUGUCCCUGUGCAUGCUGGGAUAGGCUGGAGGAACUUCCAAGUCUCCAGGGAAAAUUAAUGAAUGGAAUGAUUGUUGCUGGCAGACAGGGUGAUUUGAGUAUCUCAGACACUGCUGAUCUCCUGGGAUUUUCACAAACGCUAGUCUCUAGAUUUUGUUUUUUGGAGCAAAAAAAAAAAAAAAAAAAAAAAAAGAAAAAACUGGGUGGAACUCACCCAAGCCAACAAACACUUACUAGAGAAAGUUUAUUGAAUGUCACGUUAACGAGAAUUCAGGCUUCUCGUUAUUACUUUCAUCCCCUUUCUUGAUACACUUAUCAGGUGUAUCAGGUGUUCAUUACAUUACAUUACAUUACAU